Messenger RNA from Penaeus vannamei (Pacific white shrimp), 1701 nucleotides. RefSeq names its product leucine-rich repeat-containing protein let-4. Lineage: Eukaryota; Metazoa; Arthropoda; Malacostraca; Decapoda; Penaeidae. The record is from RefSeq and is a predicted model, not a curated record.
CUUCGGCUUCUGUGAGAAUCGGCCGUGCAGGACUUGGGUUAUGUGAAAACUGGUGUAUGAGGCUCGAAGACAAUACAUUGAAAAGCACCUCAUAGAUACAUGCUCUAAAAUACAAGAAAAUAAACUGAAGUGUAGCAAGAAGCAUCGAAGGAACCAUGGUAAAUCUGACCGUGAAGCACCUGGCUGUGGCGGCGGCUGCCUUGGCCCUGGCCCUCGCCCUGGUUGCGCCCGCGUCCGCCGAGAGGACCUCGGAGUGCGACUUCCAGCGGUCCGUCCACAACCCCGGCAUGGUCGACAUUCGCUGCAACUGCAUGCAGAAGCUAGGACAGAUGAACCUGUCGAUCGCCCAGCUGACCAUCGACCAGCGCGACUGCUCCGAGAAUGGCCUGGAGCUGGACUGGCCGGUUAUCGAGACCCGCGUGGCACCGACCAUCAUCGUCCUCGAGGGCGCGCACGUCUUCUUCGCCAGGCACAGCUCCGACCACCAGUGGAACUCCAGCAUCGUCAGUCUGGAAUUCCGCGAGUGCUCCUUCGGGACGCUUCCUUCUUACGCCUUCACCGGACUGAAGCUCCUGGAGACGAUACGCAUAUCCCAGAGCUCCAUCGAUGUCAUCGAGACUGGCACCUACAGCAACCUCAAUGAGCUGCGUUUGAUUGAGAUUGCAAACAGCUCCGUCAAGGAAAUACAGAAGAGGGCAUUCACAGAUCUGCCGGCGCUCAAGGACUUGGCUUUCGUGUAUACAACCUUUGGAGAAAUCAGCAGUGAAGCUGUAGUCCUCCCGCGCCGCUUCAGCGGAGAAGUGACUAGAUGCAACAACUUCGGCAGAUCUGUAUCACACAACGAGGACAUCCUCCAUGAAAUCAUAGGUCGCCAGCUGCCAUCCACAGGCAACCUGACCCUCCCCGAGUAUGGCACGCGGUUUUUCCUCUUCAAGAACAACAUCGAAAUAAUUCGGACGCUUGCUAUCAACACCGAGGCCCUCGGCUUCCUCAUCGUCGGGGGAAACCACUUCGACACCAUCGAGAAUAAAGCUUUCACUAUGGAGCUCUACAACGAAUGCGAGAUCAGUGCGGCCCUUUUCGUCGGCAACGUUUUCGAAAACCUGAAAACAGAGGCUUUGGUCGGGCUCCGAGGUCGCGACGGCGCCGCCUACCAGACCUUCAUUGCUCUGGCCAACAACACUUUCCAUCGCGUGGAGGAGAGAGGCUUCAUGCUCUCAAGGAACCUCGUCAUCUUCACCGUGGAAGAAAAUCGAUUUCAAUGCGCCUGCGGCGGCUUCGACUGGAUCAGCAGCGCGGAGUCCCAAUACCAGCGGGACCUGGAAAAGGAGCUGGCCCUGAAGGGAACCUGCCUGGAUGGCACAAACCUGAUUUCCUUCACGUCGCUGUGCACAGACGACGGAGGUGAAUCCACGACUGCCCAGCCCGCGAACCCUACUCUACCCCCCCAGGAUCCGUCCGGCAGCGAUGCACCUGCCUCAUCCAUGUUCGCCAUUGCCUCCAGCAUCUUGUCUAUUUCUAUCUGCAUGCUCUUUGCGUAAGCAGAUUUUUUUACGAUUCAUUCCAUUAUUACAUUUCGCUCAUCAUCUUGAAUCCAUGUACUUCAUAAUUUCAAACACAAUUUCCCUUGUAAUGCAAGAAACUGUGCCUGAAAAGCACUGCGAUAUACAUAUUUAUUACAAAUAAAUAACAAUCAUCGUA